Misgurnus anguillicaudatus (oriental weatherfish) is the source of this 1909-nucleotide messenger RNA. RefSeq names its product mRNA decay activator protein ZFP36L1. The record is from RefSeq and is a predicted model, not a curated record. Gene Ontology annotation, molecular function: metal ion binding; mRNA binding. Lineage: Eukaryota; Metazoa; Chordata; Actinopteri; Cypriniformes; Cobitidae.
CCCCGCCUCCCUCUCGCUCUGAAUGUAUAAAAACAGCACGAGCACAAUUUUGAAAAACAGCAUCGCUCUUGCGAUAAUACGACAGUUUGAUAGCAACGUUUCUGGGCGCUAAACAACACUUCACUAUGUCCGAUACAUUGGGUGAAAGUCUUUUAAAGAAUCUGAUCAAUUUGGGUUUAGAUGAAGCGUUUCCUCUAUCCCGUCCUUUUCCUCCGAAGAGCAUCAGCUCCGAACGGCUCACCGACGACUUCAUUGGCUGGUCCGGUGACACCUGGAGCGACAGAGCGCCCGGUAAACCACAGUAUUCCCUCAAACCGGACCGAUCCAUGAGUCUGACCGACAGCUGUCUGUCUACCUACAACAAACUGAAGCCCAAUGAUGUCCCUCCACCACCCGGAUUUCCUCCUCUGACAACCCUGCCAUCAACCCGGUACAAAACCGAACUGUGCCGUAGCUUUCAGGAGCACGGAAAUUGCAAAUACGGCACCAAGUGUCAGUUUGCCCACGGCGAGAACGAGCUGCGCGGUCUGUACCGUCACCCAAAAUACAAGACGCAGGCAUGUCGCACUUUCUACCAGUUUGGAUACUGUCCGUACGGAGCCCGCUGUCACUUCAUCCACGAGGACAAGAGCGGGUCCGGCGACCAGAACCCGCGUCUCCUUCGCCAAAGUGUCAGCUUCGCCGGUUUCUCCGGACCUCGCAGUACAUCACCUCCAUACGAUAUCCUGAACUUCACCCGUGCGCCGUCUGUCUCUCCCCCGCCCGCUGAUAUCUUAUCCCCGGUAUUCACUGACUCUUCCCGCGACAUGUUUUCUUUCAGCCGUUACAGUAGCGGAGAUAUCAACGGUGCGCCCUUCACGACCGAGCCUCAGUCUCGGUGCGUCUGUGGACACGGAGAUAACUUCCGAAACACUGGGAACGGCCUUCACGUGAAUGAAGACCGCAACAAAUCCUUCGUGGGGCCUGGCCUGCAGCGCUUUUCUUCGGAGGACUCGCUGUCAGACCGCGAGAGUUACAGCAGCACCGGCAGCUCGAGUGGAUCCGAGUCCCCAACCUUCGACGCGGCGACCGGGAAGCGCCUGUCCGUGUUUGCCCGGAUGUCCGUCUCUGACUAAAACUCUUUUAUUAUGAUUCCUGUCCGAUGCAAAUGAUUUAUUCGAGUCUUAAUACUGUUAAUUUAUUAUGUAUGUAUGUAUGUGCUAAAGGAGAUUAUUUUCAUACGAAGCUGCCCUCCAAAGCUAAGUAGGCCAUAUUGUUUUUAUAACGGUGUAUUAUUUUGUGUAUUUUUCUGUGUCUUCCUUUUCAACUCUGCUAGCAUUGGCAGAAAAGUGCCUUAAAAAAAUAUCAUAACCUAUGCUAGUGGCCUAAGCAGAGCUUAUGGCCACACCACCAUUUAAUAUCUAAUAUAAAUGGAAAGUAUCAACCAACAAUGUGAUAAACUUGAGAAAAUGACCUUACAUUCACUCACAAAGAAAUGCACUUUACAAAUCUAUAUUGGGAGAAUGUUUCCAUGUAGCAUCUUAACCAAAGCAUUAUAAUGUUAGGUACCUGUUUGUACAAGAAUCCUAAGAAACAAACUUUAAACUGUAUAUUUAUAUUGGACAAGACGUGUUAGGUUGUGUAAUGUUUUGACAACCCUGGUUGGGUCCUUUCUAAAGGAAGCUUGUCUUUCAUCAGGGACUGUAACAGUACAGUAUUUCUAUAGAUUAGAUUGCUUCGUUUGCAAUUUUUUUUAAUUGUAUAGACCUAACUAAUAUAUUUAUUAAGUAUUUAUUGAAGUUAUAACAAUGUAUUUUUUACUUAUUUAUCAACAUGUGUCAAGGUCUUAAAAGCAUUUAAGGUCGGCACAAACUGAAAACAAUUUCAGUUGACCAAAAUAAUGUAAUAAAUGCAAAUUGUGGAAAAACAA